Messenger RNA from Platichthys flesus (European flounder), 3737 nucleotides. It is a transcript of the gene znf648, whose product is annotated as zinc finger protein 648. Gene Ontology annotation, biological process: regulation of cytokine production; regulation of immune system process; negative regulation of transcription by RNA polymerase II. NCBI's taxonomy places the organism in Eukaryota, Metazoa, Chordata, Actinopteri, Pleuronectiformes, Pleuronectidae. The coding region runs from base 43 to 1527 and encodes 494 amino acids. The record is from RefSeq and is a predicted model, not a curated record. The transcript has a single exon.
AGGAAGAAUUGUGUCAGGAAAUCACUGUACAGCUGGAAACACAUGCAGAUGAUUUCAUGCCCCACUUUAAAAGUGACCAUGGCUGAAAACACGUCUGCCAGGACGGCGGUUGAAAAGGGGGAAGAAAGGAAAUAUCAUAAAAGACAUUGUGGCAUACAUUUUCUCCCAGAUGGACAGAUUGUCAAUAACACUCAUAACAUGAAUGGUGACCCUUCACUUGGAGACACAAGUGUGAACUCAGAGAGCACUGACACUGAGAUCCUGUAUCUGAACCCUCAGACACCAAACUGGUCACUUGCUGAGAAGUUUGCUGAGCUUUCUCCAGGAGACAAAACUGGAAUCUGUGAUGACCAAGACCACAACACUGAAACAUUGUCGCAGUGCACUAAAUAUCUCAAUGACAAUAAAAUAAAUGGGCCUGGCGACAUGCAUUUAGAUGCUACUCAAAACAAUUGCUCGAAAUACGUCAGGAGCAACCAAGUGCGAAAUCAGAGAGCCUCCAAGCUUAAGGAGCUGAAUGUUGAGGAAUAUUCUCCAGGCGGAGGAGGGAAUAAGACCAAAAAGAGGAAUGUGAAUAGUCCGUCUCUUAAGAAAUUACUUAAAAAGCACGACAAAGACAAGAUCCCUCGACUUCUGGUAGCGAUGAAAAAACGUGGCGAAGUCGACAUAGAGCACCGUCCCUUCAAGUGUUCACACUGCCACUGGGCCUUCAAGAAGCUAUGCAACCUGCAGAGCCACUUACAAACACACACUGGCCUCAAGCCGCAUGUGUGUGAUAUAUGUGGCAAGGCCUAUUCCCAUCAGGGCACGCUGCAGCAGCACAAGCGUCUGCACACGGGUGAAAGACCAUAUCACUGCCCCUUCUGCGUCAAGACCUACAUUUGGUCCUCAGAUUACCGCAAGCACAUCCGCACACAUACCGGGGAGAAGCCCUACGUCUGUGACACUUGUGGCAAGGAUUUUAUUCGCUCCUCAGACCUGCGCAAGCAUGAGCGGAACAUGCACACCAACAACAAGCCCUUCCAGUGUACCCACUGUGACAAGACCUUCAAUAAGCCCCUCUCUCUGAACCGUCAUGAGCGCAAGCACUUGGGCGAAAGGCCUUUCUCCUGCCCUGACUGCGGGAAGGCCUUUGCCCUGCCCAGCCGCAUGGCCGAGCACCGCAAGACCCAUGCUGGGGUUCGUCCGUUUGUGUGCACGGUUUGUUCCAAGUGCUUCACAAAGUCCUCCAAUCUGACAGAGCACGAGGCCAUCCACAGUGGCGCGCGGCCCUAUAAGUGCACAGAGUGUGGUGUUGCGUUUGCCAUGGCGUCCCGCCUCGUCCGUCACCAGUACGUGCACAAUAAAGAGAAACCCCUCAGCUGCACGGGCUGCAGCAAGAACUUCUGCCACCUUGAGACACUGAAGCUUCACCAGGAGCAAACGUGUGCUGGGAGAAUCUUUGUCUGUGUGGACUGUGACAAAUCUUUCCAGUGUGCGGCAAAGCUCGCACAGCAUAUGCUGAGCCACAGGGACAAGAGUGUGUGAGCCUGUUUGAAGAAAGGUACUGUUCACAUCCUUCACCAUGCUGGUACUAAUAACUUAAUUUACAACUAUAACAUUUUAUUGAUUUCAAAUAUUCAGUUCCAGACACAUUACAUGUCAUGGGACACUGGUAUAUUUAUGUUAAGGUAUUUAUAUAUAAUCAUUGUGCUGUAAUGACUUUUGAAACUCAAUACUCAUGUACCCUCUUUCCCCACGGUGCUGGGUUACCAUGAGUAUGGUACAGGAUAAAAAUUAGCACUGCCUUGACACUGGAGAUGACAGCUGGGUGACGUGAAAGUGCUUACAAGAGCAUUGGAUGGUCUUUAAAGUGACAAUAUUCUCUCAGGUGCCAGUUUAUCAGGAACAUCUAGUUAGAACACAUGCAGAGGAAUCCAAUAGUUGUUGUUGUAAAGAAAGUAUUGCUGUAUAUUGUAAAGAAAACAGCAAGUGUUUGAUGUUGUCAUCUUUGUCAUGCUGGAGAUUUUGGUUUGUUUUGUGUUUUCUAUUCAAGUUUUAUAAUUUUUUCGUUUUUGCUUGGUUUGUUCCAUAAGACGUAGUAAUUUAACGAGUUUCUGUGCUAUAUCAAAAUGUGAGUGAAAAUUACCCCAAAACUGUUUUUAAAGGCACUUACAGUGGACAAAUACAAUAACAUCUGGCUUUUGUCCUCAAUGGGUUAAAUUGUCAUUCAUUACAUCCACUGCAGGUCUAAUCCCACUGCAGUAGUCAGUCUGAGCUUUAAUCAGGACGUCAACAUGCCAUAAACACUGUAAACCUGUCACCUGCCCACCACCAGGCAAGACUGCAUAAAAACCAUAUAAAGAGGGCUGACAUGACCAUGGCAUCUCAAUUGCCCACUACUGACUGAAAGGUUAUAAACCCCACCUCAUUCAUGUUAGUGGAUGGGACAUGGACCAAACUGUAAAGUUAAAAUACAGGUCUAAGAAUAAUUUUCUAAAAAAAGGUUUGGUCAAGUGCUAUUUUUUCUGGGAUGUUUGGUUUUAAUUUGUAAUUUAAUGUAAUAAAAACUGGGUGAAACGUCACGAUUGACAGCUGCGACUGACUCGCAGUCUACUCUUCUUGGCAGCUAGCAGAUCACUUUCAGAUAAACCUGCAAAUUUGUGUUAAUAAAUCAGUUUUUUUUAAUGUUAUAAUGACAUUAUUUUCUAUGGUUUUGUAAGUACACUAAAAGCACCCGUUACAAUGACUUGUAAAUCAAAUUUCGCAAAUGUGCUUUCAAAACUUUUCUGAAGACUCUCUGUGCAUUUUAUGGCAGCUCUAAAACUGGUUCUUUCUAACUAUAUUGCCCCACACAAGACAAGUGUAUGUCUGGUUUAAAGGUUUUAGCAGAAGCUCAGGCUCCAUUUGAUUCAAGCGAACCAACUUUGUAAUCCUGUUGUCCAAAUUUUUACUAUGAAGGCGACUUUCAAUAAAAUGAGGCCAAUGUCUUACUUUUUGAAGAAUCAUUUAAAACCUGGACCAACAUAUUCAUGAUACGAGGGCCCUGGAAUGCUAAUCACAAAACAAAACAUCAUAUAAGAAAACACAACAAAAAAUUAUAAAUUACAAAGCAAAUGGAAAAAAACACAAUGACAGUCCUAUAAAAAGGGUAGUGCUAUCUAAAAGGCUUGUUGCGGAUUAGAGGGACACACUGUCACAUGUUUUGUGAUUUGUUGUUGUGUGUGCUUUCUUUUCUGCAUGUUGUAAUAUGCUAUAGGCAAUUGCAGUAAUUUGCCCUGUGAGUUUUGUAAUUUAUUUUCGUAUUUUGUUAUUUGCCGUUAUGAUUUGCACUUCAGGGCCAUCCUAUAAACACCGAAAAAGUAAAAAAUUUGAAUAAUACUUGACAAGUAAUUAUUUUCAAAAUAAAGACAGGGUCCAUAUCGCUUUAAGUCUUUGGGGAGAUUGGGAUGCCACUUGACGCAGUCUUUCAUAAUGCUUUCUAUCCUGACUGUGUUUAUGUUCUGAUAUGCAAUUGGCAGGCAGUAAGUUGUCGCUCAAACGCCGGAGGCCUGUGUGCUGGACACUCAGCCAGUGUGUCGCACUCCGAUUUGGCAACUGCAAGCUAAUCGAAAAAGGAGACGGCCUCUGCCAGGUUGUCACCUGCUCUACAUUAAGUAAAAGGCCCCACCUGGAAUCCCAGCUAUUUCAUUGCAAGCCACAUUUAUUCAACAUGGGACUUUUAAUAAGCUGUUCCCAGAGUGGUGUGUCAACAAAAA